This is a messenger RNA of Mesoplodon densirostris (Blainville's beaked whale), 1628 nucleotides long. It is a transcript of the gene TCF7, whose product is annotated as transcription factor 7. The coding region runs from base 114 to 1373 and encodes 419 amino acids. Gene Ontology annotation, molecular function: DNA-binding transcription factor activity, RNA polymerase II-specific; RNA polymerase II cis-regulatory region sequence-specific DNA binding. Gene Ontology annotation, biological process: canonical Wnt signaling pathway; regulation of transcription by RNA polymerase II. The record is from RefSeq and is a predicted model, not a curated record. The transcript is spliced from 11 exons. Lineage: Eukaryota; Metazoa; Chordata; Mammalia; Artiodactyla; Ziphiidae. Gene Ontology annotation, cellular component: beta-catenin-TCF complex.
GCUCCGCCCGCCGCGCUCCGGGCUCGGAGGUCCGGACUCCGGGCUCGCUGCCUCCCGGGCCGGCUCCGCGCCCCGCACCCCCGCGCCCCGCGCCCCCGAGGGCGGAGCGCACCAUGCCUCAGCUGGACUCGGGCGGGGGCGGCGCGGGCGGCGGCGACGACCUCGGCGCGCCCGACGAGCUGCUGGCCUUCCAGGACGAGGGCGAGGAGCAGGACGACAAGAGCCGCGACAGCGCCGCGGGCCCCGAGCGCGACCUGGCCGAGCUUAAGUCGUCGCUCGUCAAUGAGUCCGAGGGCGCGGCCGGCGACGCGGGGGUCCCGGGGGCGGGCGCCGGUGCCCGCGGCGAGGCCGAGGUCGGAGCCGAGGCUCUCGGGCGGGAACACACUUCGCAGAGACUUUUCCCCGACAAACUUACAGAGUCUCUGGGAGACGGCCUGAAGGCCCCGGAGUGCGCCAGCGGCAUGUACAAAGACACCGUCUACUCCGCCUUCAAUCUGCUCAUGCACUACCCACCCCCCUCGGGAGCAGGGCAGCACCCCCAGCCGCAGCCCUCGCUGCACAACAAGGCCAGUCAGCCUUCCCACGGCGUCCCCCAACUCUCUCCUCUCUAUGACCAUUUCAGCAGCCCACACCCCACACCUGCUCCAGCCGACAUCAGCCAGAAGCAAGGAGUUCACAGGCCUCUGCAGACCCCUGACCUCUCUGGCUUCUACUCUCUGACCUCAGGCAGCAUGGGACAGCUCCCGCACACUGUGAGCUGGCCCAGCCCUCCUCUCUACCCCCUGUCCCCUUCCUGCGGAUAUAGACAGCACUUCCCUGCCCCCACCGCAGCCCCUGGCGCCCCCUACCCCAGGUUCACCCAUCCACCCCUGAUGCUAGGUUCCGGUGUACCUGGUCACCCUGCAGCCAUCCCCCACCCAGCCAUUGUGCCCCCUUCAGGGAAGCAGGAGCUGCAGCCCUAUGACCGCAGCCUGAAGACACAGGCAGAAUCCAAGGCAGAGAAGGAAGCCAAGAAGCCAACCAUCAAGAAGCCUCUCAACGCCUUCAUGCUGUACAUGAAGGAGAUGAGAGCAAAAGUCAUUGCAGAAUGCACACUCAAGGAGAGCGCUGCCAUCAACCAGAUCCUGGGCCGUAGGUGGCACGCACUGUCCCGGGAAGAGCAGGCCAAGUAUUAUGAGCUGGCCCGCAAGGAGAGGCAGCUGCACAUGCAGCUCUACCCAGGCUGGUCGGCGCGGGACAACUACGGGAAGAAGAAGAGGCGGUCACGGGAAAAGCACCAGGAAUCCAACACAGGAGGAAAAAGAAAUGCAUUCGGUACUUACCCGGAGAAGGCCGCUGCCCCAGCCCCGUUCCUUCCGAUGACAGUGCUCUAGGCUGCCCCGGGUCCCCAGCUCCCCAGGACUCGCCCUCGUACCUCCUGCUGCCCCACUUCCCCACAGAACUGCUUGCUAGCCCUGCGGAACCGGCGCCUACAUCACCAGGUCUCUCGGCCACUCUCAGCCUCCCAGCCCCCUGGGCCCCCUCAGGCUCCUCACAGCAACCUGCAGAGUACACAGGUACAGCAACAGGAAUCUCAGAGACAGGCAGCCUAGCAUGCACAGGACACAUGGCUUCCUCCAGGGGCCCAC